GAUUAAUCUACUCAAAUACAAGUCUAACUUUAGACCCGUUGCUGCGCUUGGCGUUGCUGCCCCGAUUAAAUUGUCUGUAAAUCAAAAUUUGUCCAAUAAAUUUCCCAUUUUUAUUGGCAAACAAGUUGCAGGAAAAUUCGAGAUCAUAAUGACAAUGUCGUAGAUGUUGUCAGUCAUUGUUGUUUAACUUACUGGGUGGUGUGCAGGCACUUCAUUGUGCAAUCAGGACUUACUUGGAGAAGCUAGUUGUGUGAGUUUUAUCAGAGAUGCUUGGAACACUCCGUACAAGACGUCGUAAUCGGUAUGGAGUGCACUUGUGUGCAGUUGCAUCAGCUAUGCUCCUCCUCUUUUCAGUCACUCUUCUCUACAAUCGCCUCACAGCAAACCGGAGGGGUCCUUUCCUGAAUGAUGGAGUUGCAGUCUUUGACGAUCUUUUUGCUGUUGAGGAUCCACUACUUCAAGACUCUGAUCCUGACCUAAGAGCCACUUUGUCAGAUGACCGAAUUGAUGAGCUUGAUGUCAUCGAUGAUGACUCCAAGGUUUCCAAUGAGGAGGAAAUCCUGAGGGUUUUAGAAUCUGAAGGGGAGGAAAAUGAGCAUACUACGAUUUCAUCUACUGUAUCUUCUGGUUACUUCUUUGAUCACGCAUCUCAUGUUAUUCGUCGUACAUUUGAUGGAAAGUCUAUUGAUGAGUUUGACCAGUGGGAGGCUCAUGCAACGAUGUUUGAGGCUGGGAUUGCUUCUGAGGAAAAGCUGAGCAAGGUUGCAUUUGGUUCAGAUGAUAUGCCUGUAGAUGAGGAGGUGAGAAGGAAGGUGGUAAAGGUUAAUAAAAUUGAGGAUGUGCUUCUAUUAAAGUUGGAUUCACAUGGUUCACCGCUGAGGGAGGGUUGGGCAGCUUGGUUCGAUGCCAAGAGUGUUUUUCUGAGAAAAGAUAGGAUGUUCAGGUCCAGCUUGGAGUUGUUGAAUCCUGUGAACAAUAUGCACUUGCAGGACCCUGAUGGGUUUGGUGUAACUGGACUUACAAGAGGAGAUAAGCUUGUGCUGAAGGAAUAUCUCCACAGAUUGAAAAAAAAGAAGCCCUUGGGUGGUUCAAAUAUUGAAUCAAAGGAAGCUGAUGCUGACCACUCAGCUAAAAUGCAUAGUAGUGUGAAUCAUGCUAGUAUAUGACGAUCCCAAAUGGACCUGUUUUAAGGAAGGAGUUAUCUAGAAGGAACUUUGGCUCAAGCUUUAUAAAUCAGUUUCAAGGUAUGGCUGAUGGGUCUCAGCUUUAUCAUGGAUUUAUUAUUAUUCUACAGAGUAAAAUAGAAUGCAUUGGGUAUAUCAUUUAUUUUUAACCGCGUCUUAUUUGUGGAAUAACACUGAUUUUAAGUGUGGAAGACAAGUAACUAAGUAAGGAUUUGAGCAUAGUAUGCUAGCUGAAAUUUUACAAGAAGAGACUGACCCUGAGUUCUGCUGGAAUAGUCAGUUGAAAGUUACUGAAACGGUUGGGAGGCAAUAUGGAACUGUAUUUGGCCUGUCUUUACUCAUGAGUUUCAUGACUGGGGGCGAGUGAAGGACCUAACUAUUUUAGCCCCCUUCUCUGGUUCCCCCCAAUCCAUGUGUUGUAUGCAGUUAUGAGUUAUGGCACUGUCUAUAUGUUAGGUUGUUUUUUGGAAUUGUGGAAUACUUCCCCAUCUUCUUCAUGGCAAUUUAUCAAAAAAAUUAUUAUUUUUAGAUUGCCUGAUACAAUUUGUUAAAUUAGUACUUGUACUUGGUAGACUCACUUGGUAAUUUGUGUGUAGUUUUCUGAGAUGAAGUGCCUGGCAAAGGAUGAUGCUACCAAUAUGGUAAGAUGUUUGAUAUGAAUUUGGAUAUUGAACCCUAGCAAUUUAAUUAAGUUUGUGAUUUGGAAAACGUUCUGUUACACUUCCAUACAUUCUUGAAGGAAUAAUCAUGACCCAUCUUAAGUCAAGAUUACUCUCAAAUUCGGGAAUGAACAAGUGAAAAUAGUGAAUGCUGUAUGAAUUUUUUUUAGUGUGGGGCUAAUGUAUUCAUUCUACCUAUGGUGAACAUCCAUAUUAAAUGUUUACCCUGGCCCCUUUUUUAUUUUAUACCUAAACUUUAAGUACUCAAUUUUUUUACCAUCUAUUCUUGAAUCUCUGCUCCUAGGCAUAUUACAAAA
Messenger RNA from Chenopodium quinoa (quinoa), 2160 nucleotides. RefSeq lists its product as uncharacterized. The transcript is spliced from 5 exons. The coding region runs from base 267 to 1166 and encodes 299 amino acids. The record is from RefSeq and is a predicted model, not a curated record. Lineage: Eukaryota; Viridiplantae; Streptophyta; Magnoliopsida; Caryophyllales; Amaranthaceae.